Molecule: messenger RNA, 3550 nt
Organism: Styela clava
Lineage: Eukaryota; Metazoa; Chordata; Ascidiacea; Stolidobranchia; Styelidae
Biological process (GO): regulation of transcription by RNA polymerase II
Cellular component (GO): nucleus
Molecular function (GO): DNA-binding transcription factor activity, RNA polymerase II-specific; RNA polymerase II cis-regulatory region sequence-specific DNA binding
Source: RefSeq, a predicted model, not a curated record
AUUCACCCUACGGCGGCAAGGAGUCCAGGAAUCCUCUCAAACAAAACUAUCCCCGCAUGCGAUUCGAACCUGCGAACCCACACAGAGUAUUUUGGAUAAAACAUACUUUCGCCUCCAAUGCCGUAUCUCCAUGCUUAGAUUUCUGUUAUCUACGACGUGCUAUAGUCAGUCGGCGUAUUUCCGGCCUUGCGGCUCUGUUAUCUUCUUGUUAAAGUUGGAUAAGAUAUCUCCAAUCUUAUGACUCUAUUAUCUUGUGUUUGUUGAAGAGAAAGGCGUUUUCAUCUUGAACGCAUAAAUGCACGAGGUGAGAACCGUAGUGCAGUAGUUGUUCAUAGAAAACAUGCAACACUAGUUGAACGCGAGUUACGGUAAAGCUAAUGAAAAGAGAGGGAUAGAUUUUGUUAUUGUCAAAAAAGCACAUUUAUUCAUAUAUCUUCAUAGAAUUAACGGCAAUGCAGGAGGCAAUGAACAAUGGUGAGAAAUGCGAUGCAUUUAAAGACUUUGCGAUCAGGGCUAUAGAAACGGAGAAUUUACUAUCCACAACGACUCCGCUGUUUAUUUUGGCUUCAGACACCGUACAGUGAAAGAUUUGGACUACCUCAAAACUGCAAUAAAACUAAAUCUGAUAUGAGAAAAAAAAACGGUGGCAUAUGUAAGCCAUCUUUGAUAACUUUAUAUACCGUAUCAAAAUAUCUAAGUCCUUUAAAAUAUCAUUUGUAAAAUAUGCAGAUAUGGUAUAUCAAUCAAAAUGGUGUACUCCCGUGGUAUAUAGUAGGGUUUUAGUAGUCAAAUUUGAGAAGGGAUUCUCGAAUACAAAGAAUUCCUGCUGCAAAUCCUCGAGUUUUCAGAUAUUAAGCAUCCACGAAAUCCUAUAUUUCAGAGAUAUGUCACAUGCGAGCUUUUUUGUGCAACACUGAUUGCGUCGCAGUCAGAUAAUUGCGAUUUCAUAUAUGAAGUUCAUCAAUAAUAACAGUACUGUACUCCGAUAAUCAAAAAUGUUACAUCUUGAAUCUCGGAUGUGGCUGCUUGAUAACCAGUGUUGGUUCCCCGGCUUCCCUUGUCCAGUGAAAUGUGUAUUCAAUAAUAUUCUUUUACAAUUUGCAUGUUAUUUUAUAAUGGGCGAAAAAAAAUAAACUUGUCAAUGACCAAUCUCGCUUGAAUUUUUUCCAUUGAUCUUGCAUCAGCUUAGAUUACGGUGGUGUUCAAGGUUCGACCUUGGCAUAACAUAAAUGGAAUAACAAAAUUAGGAACAUUUUAUUCCAUCGGAUAUUUAGGCGAGUUGGCGAAACUGAUUUACAUAUUCAAAUUAACAAUUUGCCCCAAAAUGUUCAAGCACCUGCCGAUUAAAAGUACUGCAUGCUAAGCUAAUUCUAGUGUUUGGUUUUCUAAAUUUGUGCUUUUUAUUCGGACAGUUCGAUGACUGAAAAUAUAAUAUUUAAUAUCUGAUUAUAAAUCUGCAGAUAACAGAAAUGUAAUCUCGACCUACCUCGCUAAUGUCUUACCCUGUUAUCUGCGCUUAUACUGAUAUUACUAGUCCACUUCGCGGAUUUCAACGGGGGAAGUCGCGAGAAGUCAAAGCUGGUUAUAGAGCAGCGACACCCAAUGAUCUAAUAUCUGAUUAAAAUAGUUUAGAGAGUCUUCUAAUCUAGAAGAAAAUAUUGAUUAAUUUACAACAGACUUAAUAUUUUAUCAUUAUUUUUUUCACUUAUUGUCAGAGCUACCAUCCCAAAUAAUAUGAUAAGAGUUUAUACAGUUGUAUAUAUAUAAGCGCCUCCUGACGAAGCUGUUCAGAUUAUAACCAUACAAAUCGCUUUUUACUAGUUUUGUAUAUGAAGUGGUUUAUAUGUUCAGCAGUAUCUAAAUCGACGGGGUCAUUUUCAUGGAUAUGAGCGGAACAUACUCUGCAACAACAAGUAAUGUUAAAGAGCCACCAGGAAUGAAUAAAUUCAAAAGACCAUACUCGUGUGAGAUAUGUGGCAAGUGUUUUAUGCGGCCCAAUCAUCUGCGUAGACACGUACGAAUUCAUACAGGAGACAAACCAUAUUUCUGUAAAAUAUGUGCAAAGCGCUUCACACGCUCAAGUGCUGUGAAAAUUCAUAUGAGAACUCAUACUGGAGAAAAGCCAUACUCUUGUGAGACAUGUGGCAAAUGUUUCGCUCAAGCUAGUUAUUUAGAUGUCCAUGUGCGUAUUCAUACAGGAGAAAAGCCACAUUUUUGCACAGUUUGUGGAAAAUGCUUCACGUCUCAGGCGACUUUGUUUACACAUAUGCGUAUUCAUACCGGUGAUAAACCGCACUCUUGUGAAAAAUGCGGAAAAAGCUUUGCACAAUCAAGUUGUUUAACAAGCCAUUUGCGUAUUCAUACUGGAGAGAGGCCGUAUUCAUGUAAAAUAUGUGACAGAGGCUUUACACAAUCAAGUUCUUUAAAUAACCAUAUCAGAACGCAUACUGGGGAAAAGCCAUAUUCUUGUGAGAAAUGUGGAAAAUGUUUCACGCAAUCCGGCAAUUUGAAGUGUCAUAUGAGAACUCAUAAUGAAGAGAGGCCACAUUCUUGCAAAAUAUGUGGAAAAAAUUUUGCUCAAUCCUCUACAUUGUCGAAGCAUUUUAAAAUACAUGGUAGAAAAACGACUUAGGGAUGCAGAAUUGUCAAUUUUAAUCUAGUACUCUAAAAUGGAGUAUACCAACCCAUGCUUGUGGACACUUUCAUUUUGGAAACAAACUGUGGAUAUUUGAAACUGGACCAUUGACAGUGUGUUAUGUCAGAAUAAAGUCAGAAGUUAAUAUAUAUUGAUUGAGUGUUUAUUUUAAUCGCAAUAGAUAAAAAAUUCUUUCCAGAUAACAACAGAUUUUAGGUUAUUUCCUAUCAUCUUAAGUAUUAAUAGAAUAUAUACUUUGUUUCAAAUAUUUUGUGUUAUAUUACAUUUGAUUUAGUUCUUUAAUUAUGUCAUUGGAAUUAGAUCUCCUGUCUGUUUUAUAAUAUUAAAAUCUUGUUUCCUUCGUUGUCAAAUAAACUGAUUGAUGAUUUGUUUUUCUUUUGUUUGAAUUUUAUUAUUUGCGAUUAAAUUGAAAUUUUAUCGCUCGUUAGCAUUUUGAUUUUUUUUUAAAUAUUUAAAUUCUCAAACUUUUUGCUUGUCAGUUUUGAUUUUGUUGUUAAAAUGCCAGAUCAUAUGUCAUUUGUUGUGUUGCUCAUUUUAUUUUUAUGGCACAUUUAUUUACCUCGAUACAAACAACCGUUAUGUCCGGGGACACAUAUAUCCAAAUGCUCUCAUAACUAGACAUGGGUUACCUGGAAUGCAUUCCUAUUGGAUAAAUCCAUACAACCUUCGUGAGAUAUUGGCUGUCUUAUUAAUGACUUUGCUAGUAUAUAGAAUUUCGUUCCUAUUUUGCGUGAAAAUCAAAUAAGCAUAAAAAUUCUUCUUUCAAGCAGCACAUAUCUGCUAAACCGAAACACAUCCAUUAGAAUCAUAUUAAUCAUCCGGUGCAUUCUAUUCCCCAAUCAAGUAGGGUGACGAAAUCAAAAUAAUUUGAACAAUUGUUUAAUAUUGACCAAA